AUGGCGAGGUUCGGGGGGCAAAAGAGCCUCACUGCACCACAGGGAAAGCACGACGUGACAACCAUAUUGAACUACUGGGACGACCCUGGCGACGGUUCCAAGCCGACUCCGAUUGUCAUCGGAAAAGGCAGGAUAACAAAUGAUCGGCCGCAUCUACCACACGGCGUUAUUGUGUCAGAUGUUAGCGGCGACGAGGAUCGAUACACCCUCGACAGCCACGGAUUUCAAUACUGUCGAAGUCCAAGCAAAGAGAAGGAUUUUUUGGACGACAGCAAGAUCGUAACGGAGUACUACCCCGAGUGCGAGCAGCUUUUGAAAGGCGUCAGACGAGGCCCAACUCAUUGGCAUCAUCUGGGGUUGAAGAACCUUGCGAACCGUGGGCCUGUCACAAAAACGCACGUGGACCAGUCAUACGACGGGGCGGAGUUGCGACUGAGAUGGGAGCUUCCCAAUGAGGCGGACGACUUGGUGCAGAGGAGAUACCAAAUCAUAAAUGUCUGGCGCCCGAUCAGGACCGUCGACAAAGACCCCAUUGCUGUUGCCGACGCGAGUUCGGUCCCCGACGCAGAUCUUGUGGCGGCUAUUAUGGUCGAAGAUGACUACCAUGGAGAACAAUGGGUUGUGAGGCAUAACGCAGCUCAUCGCUGGUUUUAUAAACAUCUUUUGAGCCCCGAAGAGGUGCUUCUGAUCAAAUGUUUCGACUCGAAGGAGGAUGUAGCUCGGAGAGCGCUGCACUCGGCUUUUGAGGACCCGGCUUAUCGAGACAGAGAGUCUCGGCAGAGCAUUGAAGUCAGGUGUUUGCUACUGUACGAUGCAUGA
Diaporthe batatas is the source of this 819-nucleotide messenger RNA. RefSeq lists its product as uncharacterized. The transcript has 2 exons. Gene Ontology annotation, molecular function: oxidoreductase activity. Lineage: Eukaryota; Fungi; Ascomycota; Sordariomycetes; Diaporthales; Diaporthaceae. The record is from RefSeq and is a predicted model, not a curated record. The coding region runs from base 1 to 819 and encodes 272 amino acids.